Carcharodon carcharias (great white shark) is the source of this 201-nucleotide messenger RNA. Its product is annotated as U6 snRNA-associated Sm-like protein LSm5. NCBI's taxonomy places the organism in Eukaryota, Metazoa, Chordata, Chondrichthyes, Lamniformes, Lamnidae. Bases 1 to 201 code for a protein of 66 amino acids. Gene Ontology annotation, biological process: mRNA splicing, via spliceosome. Gene Ontology annotation, cellular component: U4/U6 x U5 tri-snRNP complex; Lsm1-7-Pat1 complex; U6 snRNP. Gene Ontology annotation, molecular function: RNA binding. The record is from RefSeq and is a predicted model, not a curated record. The transcript has a single exon.
AUGCAAAAGGACAAGGAGUUUGUAGGAACACUGCUGGGUUUUGAUGAUUUUGUCAAUAUUCUGCUUGAAGAUAUUACACAAUUUGAGAUCACACCUCAAGGCAGAAGAAUCACAAAACUGGACCAAAUCUCAUUGAAUGGAAACAACAUAACAGUGCUUAUUCCUGGUGGUGAAGGUCCUGAAGUACGAACGGAACACUGA